CGAAUUUAGUAUUUUCAGUUUGCCGGGACUAUUGGAAACUAUUGUUCUUCGUUUAAACUACAAAUUCAUCAUAUAGUAUGUUGUUUUUUGGAAAAACAACCUAAAUGUGAAAUAGGCUGAUUACCUCCGUCGCGGUAAUGCUCCGCUUUGCUGUGUCCCAGGUUUCUCAUACAAACACACACUGGCAGAGGACCCAACACAACACCACGAGAGAGAUUGUAUACAGAAUAUUUUCUUUUUUACAUAUAUUGGUCACUGUUUUUGCGCAAUUACCGACGCUACUGAUUAUUCCACGCCAGGACUUUUAAAAACUGUGAUAGCAAUAUAGACUGCAGAAAUGAAGUCGAAGAAGAAGAAGAGACAGGAUGAUUUUCAGAAGGUGAAGUUAAAAGUGGGAAAGAAGAAGCCCAGAGCUGAUAAUGCCACCAACACCAACUUCCGUACAAAGGGAAUCCAUCUUUCUGAACAACUGAAGAGAGACACCAGUGGCCCUACUACACACAGACAGCUUAGUAUCAAUGAUCUCCUUUCUCAGCUCCACCAUUACAAUGCCAAUGUGAAACACAGUGCCUUGAUGGGUUUGCGAGAGUUGUUGUCCCUUAAUCCAUCUCUGUUAGAGCAGCAUCUCUCUCGUCUUCUUUCUGAAGUUGCAGCUGUUUUCACAGACAAGGAUGGCAACGUUCGAGUGGCAGCUACACGUGUACUCAGGUUCAUUGCUCAGUCUGUGCCUGCAGAACGAGUGGCCCCAUUUUUCCCCCUCCUCAGUGCCCAUCUGUCCUGUGCCAUGACCCACAUUGAGACAGGCAUCCAGGAGGAUGCAAUGAAGGUCCUUGAUGUUUUAUUGGAGCACUACCCUGCUCUGCUAGCGGGACGUCCUGCAGUACUCCUCACAAAUUUCCUGGAGUUAAUUUCUCAUCGGCAAAGCAGUGGAGGAGCCAAAAAGGCCCAGGAUACCAAGGGACGGAGCUGGGCACUGUCAGUCAAUCUUAACAGGGCUGUGACUAGUCAACAGUGGCGGCUCUCUGUGCUUCUCAGGCUUGGACGUUUUCUGCAAGCAGUGGUUGAGGAAAGGCCGGUGGAGGAAGGUGACUUGUCUGCUGCAGCUAAUGGAGUGUUUGGGUGCAGUGGAGAAGGACGGCUUACACCUUUGUAUCUCAUCUGGGAGGAGCUCACCUACAGUAAGGUUGGAGUGAAGGUUUAUGAGCAUUCUGGUGCCAAACCAACUCCACGAUCCACCUUCAGACUCAGACCUGAGGUGGAUUCUGGAGCUUCAGUCAGUGAGGGUCUGGGCUCAGCUGAAGCUAUACAGAGCUUUGCAGCUACGCUGGUGCCUCUUCUGUUGGAAGUUUGGGUGGAGGCCAGUACUAGUGACAGUCCAAUGAACAACACUGAGGGUGCUCACCUGCUGAGCCCAGAUGCCAUGUCGGUAAUGUUCCAGGUGUUAUCUAUUUUGCAGCUGCUGAGAAAACUGGCACCACAGCAGGAACACCAGGAUGCACUGGACGCAUGGUUCCGCAAAGAAUACCUGGGAGAUUUUAUACAGCACUUCAUGAAAAACUUUCCCUAUGGUACUCAGGAUACACCCAAACAUAGAAAGAAGGCUGAGCUCAAGAGGAAUAAACAAACUGCAGCCAUUCCAGGUUUGACUGUGGAGCCGUUGGCCCUAAACAUCACACUUUGCCAGGUCAUGGUGUCGCUCAGCCAGAGACAGGGACUUGGCAGAGAGACAGAUGGUGACUGGCUUACGCUACUGAGGACCUUUGUCCGAGACACUCUGAGCAGUGGAGUGAAACUGAGCUACAGGCACCUCCACAUGCUGCUGGGUACUGUGUGGAAGAUGGUGCUUACACAGAGAAGCAAAACAGUUACAGAGGACCUGUUGGCAGCAGUUUAUGUCUACUAUAAGCAGAGGAACCUGACUCUGCAGACGCGAUCUCUGCUGCUUUCUUUCUACAGCAAGCUCUACCAGCAGGAGCAAGGUCAUACACACAUUGCCAGGAGUAAGGUGCUGUGUCGUUGGCUGGCAUCCCUUCCUGUGCAAUUGUCCCAGCUGGGCCACCGUAACCCUACUCUCUCUGCACGACUUAUCGUGUCCAUCCAUGCUGCUGCUUCCCGGGGAAACAAGGAUAUGCUUAACAGUCUGCAGACCAACGCCUGCAGGCUCUACGAUCAACAGGAAGGAGUUUUUGCACUGUUACCAGCAGAGUCCCAGCAGCGAAUGGUGCAGCUGCUGUACUUCCUGCCCAAAAUGUCCCAGUCCCUUCUGGCCAGCCUGAGUUGCUGUUGCACCACUGGACGAAUCUCUGCUGGACUCGCUGCCUCACUAAUUCGCAUCAUACACCUUAGGUCAUCUCUGAGUGGCUGGUCAGUUGGGAGCCAGGAAGCGGCCGUGCAGGACGUGGACUACUUCAGCUUCCUCUUCUCCACUCUUAUGGGCUUCUCGUCCUACAAGCUCGCCUCCCUCCAGGAGGAUGAAGACAAGUGCGCCCUGCCUUGCUCCCCUCUCUCACCCCUCAGUCUCUUCCCCACUUCAGUGGAACAGUUCACUCACCACUGGGAUGUUGUUGAGGAGGUGUGCCACUGUCUGGAAACUCUGGGCUCCAAGUCUCAGUGCUUUGACAUCUUGCAAAAUGGUUUUUCCAAAUACGUGAUCAAGUUGGAAGUGUUUCCUGACAGUAUGGUUGCCGGCCUGCUGCGAGCGGUCUCCAGAUUACUGGAUCCGUCAGUCGUGCCGACUGAGCCUGUGGUGCGUUUCUUGUCUCAGUGUUGCCUCAGCCUCAUGGCUCUGCUCUUCACCCUCCAACAGGAGGCACCUGCUGAAGCCAACCAUAAAAGGGAGGCGAUAUGGGGGGCUUGUGUGGUAGCGCUGAGCACAGUUCCUCGCCUCCUGCGGAUGGUCCUACAGAUGUUGCGUGUUGGAGAUCUGAACGAGGAGGAGCUGCCACAGCUCGGACAGAUCCUGUUAAUGCUGUUGCAGCACACACCACUCCACAGCCAGUUACUGGCCAAUGCUGCGCUCCUGCAGGAGAUUAUACAGCACAUCACGAGAUACAACCGGUCUGCAACCAGGGAACAGUGGCUGACGGAUCUGCUGUACUGUUACAGCCUCACUGUGGCUCACGGCUCCUCUGCUCACCGUGGAAACUUGGGCCUUCAAGACAUGUAUUGACUGACCCAGCCACC
This is a messenger RNA of Solea senegalensis (Senegalese sole), 3183 nucleotides long. RefSeq names its product testis expressed 10 (gene tex10). Gene Ontology annotation, cellular component: nucleus; MLL1 complex. The transcript has 16 exons. Bases 338 to 3169 code for a protein of 943 amino acids. The record is from RefSeq and is a predicted model, not a curated record. Lineage: Eukaryota; Metazoa; Chordata; Actinopteri; Pleuronectiformes; Soleidae.